This is a messenger RNA of Physeter macrocephalus (sperm whale), 497 nucleotides long. It is a transcript of the gene RPL23, whose product is annotated as ribosomal protein L23. The transcript is spliced from 5 exons. NCBI's taxonomy places the organism in Eukaryota, Metazoa, Chordata, Mammalia, Artiodactyla, Physeteridae. Bases 22 to 444 code for a protein of 140 amino acids. The record is from RefSeq and is a predicted model, not a curated record. Gene Ontology annotation, biological process: translation. Gene Ontology annotation, molecular function: structural constituent of ribosome; large ribosomal subunit rRNA binding. Gene Ontology annotation, cellular component: ribosome; cytosolic large ribosomal subunit.
UGUCCUUUUCCGGCGUUCAAGAUGUCGAAGCGAGGACGUGGUGGGUCCUCUGGUGCGAAAUUCCGGAUUUCCUUGGGUCUUCCGGUUGGAGCCGUGAUCAACUGUGCUGACAACACAGGAGCCAAAAAUCUGUAUAUCAUCUCUGUGAAGGGGAUCAAGGGACGACUGAAUAGACUUCCUGCUGCUGGUGUGGGUGACAUGGUGAUGGCCACAGUCAAGAAAGGCAAACCAGAGCUCAGAAAGAAGGUACAUCCAGCAGUGGUAAUUCGACAGCGAAAGUCAUACCGGAGAAAAGAUGGUGUGUUUCUUUAUUUUGAAGAUAACGCAGGGGUCAUAGUAAACAAUAAAGGCGAGAUGAAAGGUUCUGCCAUCACAGGACCAGUUGCAAAGGAAUGUGCAGACUUGUGGCCCAGGAUUGCAUCCAAUGCAGGCAGCAUUGCAUGAUUCUUUGUUGUAUUUGUAAAAGAAAAAAAUGAUAAUAAAAAUUAUUUGCUCCA